This is a messenger RNA of Theobroma umbraticum, 1467 nucleotides long. RefSeq names its product Integrase-type DNA-binding superfamily protein. NCBI's taxonomy places the organism in Eukaryota, Viridiplantae, Streptophyta, Magnoliopsida, Malvales, Malvaceae. Gene Ontology annotation, biological process: regulation of DNA-templated transcription. The record is from RefSeq and is a predicted model, not a curated record. Gene Ontology annotation, molecular function: DNA-binding transcription factor activity; DNA binding.
GGGCCAAACCCAAAGAUGAUCUCUCCAACUCCAAGCAUACAUUUAUUCAAUGUGCCACAAGGGUAACAAAUUAGCUGAACUGUAAUUGCUUUAUGCCAUGGACCCAGGCUUCUUUAAUUCUUUUUCUUUAUGAUUAUGCAUUUUUUUUAAACCAGAAUUCAUGAAAGAAUCAUAUAAGCCCCCUACACCAAUAUGUUAUAUGCCAAUCACUCAAAAUUCUUCUAUGCCUACAACUAGGACUCUAGCUGUCAUGGAAAGAGAUAUCAACAUUGAGAAUGAUGCUCAUCAUAACAACUUGCUUAGCUCCUAUUCCGUUAUCUCUACCACCGUCACCUCCUCCUCUACAUCCACUUCCUCUUCCACUUCUUCCUCCUCCACGGCAUUCUCGGUUUCGGGUUCCAAUAAAAGCAAGAAAACUUCAAAAAACAGUGUAGCUCCGAAAGGGUCAAAGAGAGCUGGAGAUUUGGAAAAUGAUAGUGAAAGCAACAAGAAAAGACACAGGAGUUUUGAUGAUGAUGAUGGCAGCAAGCAUCCGACGUACCGUGGAGUACGAAUUCGAAGCUGGGGCAAAUGGGUGUCUGAAAUCCGAGAACCAAGGAAGAAAUCAAGAAUAUGGCUUGGAACAUACCCUACAGCUGAAAUGGCUGCUCGAGCCCAUGAUGUAGCCGCACUGGCCAUCAAAGGCCCGUCGGCUUACCUUAAUUUCCCUGAAUUGGUGAAGGAACUUCCUCGGCCUGCCAGUACGUCUCCCAAGGACAUCCAAGCUGCGGCUUCGCAAGCAGCCGCCGCAACAUUUCUCGAGACAAGGCGAUGCAACAUUGAAGCCGAGGCCGAAGCUGAGGCUGAAGUUGGACCAAGCCAAGAAGAACUUCCUGUUUCACAUUUGUCGCAAACUUCAGCCUCAGACAACGUACAAGAAUCAUCAAGUUCACCCUCUAUCGAUGACGACGACACCUUGUUUGAUCUGCCUGAUCUCAUGAUUGAUGCCACGGAUCGAAGCGAUGGAUUUUGCUCUUAUUCUUCAACAUGGCAAAUAUGUGCAGUCGAUGCUGGGUUCCGGCUUGAGGAGCCAUUCUCCUGGGAGUACUACUAGCUAGCUAUAGGAAAGAGAGAUCAGUUUCAGUACAUGGAAUCUUCUUCAUGGUCAAGAGUUCUAACUUUCAAAAUUCUUCAUCUAUCCACACAAUAAUCCCACUGCAUUCCCUGAGCAGCAGGAAACCCAAUCAGGAAAACUCGCUUCUGAAUUCGGUGGUUUCUUUUCUACUUUGGUUCAGAGAGUUACAAAUUAAUGGCAGUGGCAACGUUCUCAGCUUGUCUACAAUCUCCACUGUAAAAUAUGAGCACCAGAGAUAUAUAAACAAUAAAUAGCGAGUUGCUUCUUUGUUGAGUGUAAUUCGUGUUAACCAUACUUCACUCCAACUUUUGUUUUUGUAUUUUUGCCUCGCAAAAACAAGAAAUUGUUCUUUA